Messenger RNA from Suillus bovinus, 878 nucleotides. RefSeq names its product peptidase S24/S26A/S26B/S26C. Lineage: Eukaryota; Fungi; Basidiomycota; Agaricomycetes; Boletales; Suillaceae. The record is from RefSeq and is a predicted model, not a curated record. The coding region runs from base 33 to 722 and encodes 229 amino acids. Gene Ontology annotation, biological process: mitochondrial respiratory chain complex assembly. Gene Ontology annotation, molecular function: serine-type endopeptidase activity. The transcript has 5 exons. Gene Ontology annotation, cellular component: membrane; mitochondrial inner membrane peptidase complex.
UACCUGUGAAACUAGAUCUGCUUAAAGCUGAUAUGUCGCUAUUCCUGAAGUUUUCAAAGUUAAGCAGGCCGUUUACCUCAAGACGAGUUCACAGUGCUACGAAUCCAGAAGGGAGCUCCAGGAGGGCAUGGGCUUCAAUUAGCAGGCCAUUGCGAUGGUUCUACUGGCUUCCUCUUGGCCUGGGCUUCACACAGUACUUCUAUACCUUGAAAACGGUCAGAGGAAGGAGCAUGCAGCCAACUUUAAAUCCGGAUACCUCAAGUUGGGAUGAUAUCGUUAUCUUCGACAGAUAUUCCAUCAAUUCUAGAGAGCCUAUCCGAAAAGGUGAUAUUGUGGCACUUCGGGAUCCUCUAGAUAGCAGAAAAAUGAUCGUGAAGCGAGUCGUAGCCGUGGCAGGGGAUGUUGUUAAGACCCUGCCUCCAUAUCCUGAUGCAGAGGUUUUUAUUCCCGAAGGCCAUGUUUGGGUGGAGGGUGACGAACCUUUCCGGACUCUGGAUAGCAAUAAAUUUGGCCCAAUCCCUCUUGCUCUUUUAGACUCUAAACUGAUGUAUAUCGUCUGGCCAUUGGAUCGCAUAGGCCCUCUGCGUCCGCCGAUCUCCCCAGUCUCCAAGAGAGGUUCACCCCGAGAUUUUCGAUGGUAUAGCGAUAUGGCAGCCUUCGAACGAGAGCAACGUAGGCAGUCGAGGGUAACUACGCACACAACGACGACGUCUCAGUCGUAACCUAGCUGGCUUUUGUAAGGUGUAAUUGCUGUUCAAGCAAUGGGCCUGUGACGAACCUCGUGUUCUCUAUGAUAUAUGAGUACUCAUCAUAGCGUGCCUCCUGGAGUGGUAACUUUCUGGUCUAUUGUCUUGACUCCGUCAACCUCUAUGGGAAAU